UUUAGUCGAGAUUCACUACUGUAAGGGCAGCGUUAGUACACAUGGUGGUGGUAGCCUCGAGUACCGAGGCCGAUACCGGAUUAACUCUCCCGCGCAACUACUUUACACGCCAAGACGAGCCGUGACCCGCGGCGGUGGUUUCCCCGAGUGGCGCUGCUUAUCGAUUGCCCUCUCGAGUCGAUCCAACUCUUCGCUUUUCUUCUAUCACUACUCGACACUUCUCGCGCGUUAUUAGGGGCUUUUCUUUAUUUAUACACGGGCCUUCCCCACCCCUCAUGUUCUUCGCGUGCAUGCAUUAGUCUUUUCCAGCAUUCUUUACUUGUCCAUACCCGUCCAUUUCUAUCCGCAUUUUUACCCCCCCACAACCCCGAUGGGCUUUUUCGACCACCUCCAAAAAGGAGGGGCUUUUUCGCUACAGGCGAAGAAGACUCAAGUCCGCAAGGUCGUUCAAACGAAACCAGCUGCCCCGACAAGACCCCCCGCACAAACCCCCGAUUCAAGAUCACCUCGAGACCAGUCCUCGUCAGAACGGAGCCGCAAGACGCACGCGCUCAAAGCCCGAUCGGUUUCGAGUGAUGUCGACGCCCGCCUCUCCAAGCGGCUGACAACCCCCAGUCGCACACGGAAGCGACCGACCCCCGAGACGCGGCUUUCUAGCGACGACGACGAUGUCAGUGACAGUGAUACUUCCUUCGAGAUGCGCAAGCGCGCGCGCACAAGCGCCAGCGCGGAGCCUGAUCCGGAGCGGCGCAUUCGUUCAGUGAAGGCAUUUUCAGACGAAGGACGCCGGCCUUUCAAAAUGGUUCAUGCUGCCGACAUCACAUCUGGCCAGAAGGCGGGCAAAUUCAAGCCGGCAUUUGGCGCCGCGAGCAAGCCGAAGGAGAUUCUUCUCCAGUAUCCCAGUGCUUCACAAAAAGAAAGAUUCGACUCCGUGGUACCCAAAGACAACGACGAUUUUCGGCCCAUCGACGAUAUUGUCCAAGUGAUCGAGACCGUGGUCGACAAUUACAUCCCGAGCGAAGAGGCAGAAGAAUUUCUUGACGAGACAACUGGUAUCAGGCGGAGGCUGCGCCGGGCGUUGGCCGUGACUUCGGAGACACAAUUCCGUGAGGCUGUGGAUGAUUAUAACAAGGCGGUCGAGCGGUUGAGGCUUGGUGGAAGCCUAGCGAAGACUUUGGAUGCCACUCAGCGUAUUAGUCUACCUUGGGUAGAGCGAAUUCUCAACCAGACCUAUGCUCGCACGGUAUCCCCUCGAGUCGAGUCUUUGCGGCAAUAUGAGAAUGGCACGGAUAACGUCUAUGGUGAACUUCUCCCUCGAUUCAUCAGCAACAUCUUCAAAGAGACGAAGUUGAAGUCGGGCCAAGUGUUCGUCGACCUUGGUUCCGGUGUUGGCAACGUUGUCCUGCAGGCAGCACUUGAAAUCGGCUGUGAGAGUUGGGGUUGUGAGAUGAUGGCCAAUGCAUGUGAUUUAGCAGAGUUGCAACAGGCCGAGUUCAAGGCUCGUUGCCGACUUUGGGGGAUCGCACCUGGCAAGACACAUCUUGUCCGAGGUGAUUUCCUCGAGCAGGAGAGCAUCAUCAAUGUCUUGAAGCGGGCCGACGUGGUGCUGAUCAACAACCAGGCAUUCACACCUCAGCUCAACAAUGAGCUGAUCAACCAUUUCCUCGAUAUGAAGGAGGGAUGCAAGAUCGUCUCGCUAAAGUCUUUUGUUCCUGCCGGUCACAAGAUUCAGUCUCGCAAUCUCAACUCUCCUAUCAACCUCCUGAAAGUCCAGCAAAAGAACUAUUGGUCUAACAGCGUCAGCUGGACCGACGUUGGAGGCACAUACUUUAUUGCCACAAAGGAUAGCUCACGCUUGAAGGCUUUCAUGGACGACUCCCCUUGAAUGACGAGGCAACACUCGAUGUGCUCGUCUCUUAGACUCACGAGUUUGGACACCUGAACACUUGUUUAUAUGUGCUUUAGCUCCGUCCUGUACAUUAUCUUCUUCUUUUUUCUCUUGGAUAUAUACCUUGGUUCAUUGCAUGAUGCCAGUUCAAGUUGUACAAAGAUGUUCUUAGAGUCUAUAUUAUGAUAGUAGACAGAUCUUCCUCAAUUAUUCUGAUUCAAUAUACAUCUAUUCGCAGCAAUCUAGGGUAUUGGAAAGAAAGGAUUUGAGACAAAUCUGGUUCGUGCCCGGCGGCUGGCCGAGCUUAGGAAAAUUUGGAUGCAUCGUUCAUGGCGUCGGCUUCUUGGCCCAUCCUGGUCAUCCACCGGUCCACAAGUUCUUUGUUCUCUCGCUGAAGCUCGUUUGACCUCUUCUCAGCCAUAUUGAAUUCGAGAUUGAGCGAUGCCAACUCGGCUUGGAAAUCCUGUAAGAUCCGAAUUAAGCAUGUGUCGUUCUCCACCUGACGUAGAGGCAGAUAGUCUUGCCCCGACUAUACCAUAAGAUCAAAUCACUUACUUCCAAUAGCUUCGUUUUCUCUCGCAGCUCCUCGUCCCUAUCUUUCAGACGUUUGCCAAGAAUGUCUUUCUCGCUUUCCAGUGUUUGAAGGCGUCGGCCAUCUCGGUGGCUUUUCUUACGCAGUUUGUCAAGUUCUAUGUUCAGCCGGUUCAACUGGUCUUGCAAAUCAGUGCGAGACCGUUGCGCCUCGGACAAAUCUGCUCGAGUGGUCUUCAGUAGCUCUGCCAGAGAGGGACCCGGCUCUGAUGAAGGCUGUCUCUUCGGCACCGUCCCAGGUGCGGACGAAAUAGGUUGUGGAGAUUCACCGUGAGCGACCGAUGACCUCCUCCCAGCUGCAGGGGUGGUGCCGAAAUCUAUGGGAGUUGCCAGCUGGGCAGAGCGAUCUGCGAGGCGGGUAUCUAUAGUUGUACGCGAUAUGUCAGUAACAUCAACGGCGAGAUGGGUACCUUCCCGCCAGGCACGAACAGGCAUCGUAGAGCUCAACGUUGGCCUUUUCCCUUUGAUCUCGGACUGCCAACGCAGCCAGAUACUCCUCUCUCCAAUGGGGCAUCGACCCGAGAGGCGAGGGGAGAGGCGAUCGAUGGAUAAGGC
Messenger RNA from Penicillium brasilianum, 3034 nucleotides. The record is from the annotation of a GenBank genome assembly. NCBI's taxonomy places the organism in Eukaryota, Fungi, Ascomycota, Eurotiomycetes, Eurotiales, Aspergillaceae.